Fulvia fulva is the source of this 1245-nucleotide messenger RNA. Its product is annotated as putative 1-alkyl-2-acetylglycerophosphocholine esterase. Bases 1 to 1245 code for a protein of 414 amino acids. Gene Ontology annotation, molecular function: 1-alkyl-2-acetylglycerophosphocholine esterase activity. Lineage: Eukaryota; Fungi; Ascomycota; Dothideomycetes; Mycosphaerellales; Mycosphaerellaceae. The transcript is spliced from 3 exons. The record is from RefSeq and is a predicted model, not a curated record.
AUGCUUACUCUCGCAGUCGCCUGCCUCAUCGUGCUCUGCGCCUGGUACGAAUAUGUUGCCGGCGCUUACUCACAAGUACCUUUGCCAACAGAGCCUCUGCCAUUCCGAACCACGACCUUCGAUCACUUCGAGCUGGUCGACACCCGCAGAGUUGACCCCUACUUCGGUGGACCACGAAAACUUAUGCUGAGCCUCUUCUACCCAUGUUCGGGCAAUCAUUCCAUUGCUUGCGACCUUGUCAUCAGGAGGUACCUUCCUAGAACCACCGCGGAGCAUCUAGACCCUUUGCUUCGAUCCUUGGAUAUCCUUGAUAUGUUGGACGUCUGGGAUCUCGAAUUUGUUGAGGCUUGUCUCGAACCACCGGAACACGAUAUGAGGGCGAACUACCCAAUUGUCCUUUUUUCUCACGGACUCAACUCCUCUCGACUUUUGUCCAGUGAUCAGGCCCAAAGGCUGGCUAUGAAGGGGUUUGCCGUCAUUACGAUCGAUCAUCCCGGCACUGCCAGGGUCGUGACCUGGCUGAAUGGUUCGACUAGUCUAUCUGCGGACUUCGGCACGAAUACGAUGGUCGAUCAAGCAGUACGAGUACGGUCUGAAGACAUAUCAUUCGUCCUGGAUCAGCUCGAAGAUAUCGACAGUGACCUGAAUGCUUUGUUUCCGUACCGCAUACCGGGCGACCCAAGCAAGACUAGCCCCAAUGGCUCCUCGGUAGCUCUGCUUGGACACUCCCUGGGCGGUGCGACUGGAUUACGGAAUGCAUUCGACGAUGGCCGGCUCGCAGGCAUAGCUAAUCUUGAUGGCUAUCCUUUCGGAUUCAAUACCACCGGAACCACGCUUCCAUUUGAGCCUGUGUUCAGCCUUCCAUCUUCGGUUUCAAAGGUGCCGACACUGCUCUUCAACGUUCCACAGCAGAUACGAUCUACAGCGUUCACCGAGCUGUAUCAUAGACUGCCGGUAGGGAAACGUCUUCAGCUGAGCCUUCGCGGUGCUGGACACUGGACAUUCACAGAUCUACCAUUUAUCAUAGCGCGACGCAAUGGAUCAGACAAACUACCUGGCAGGCUUGGACCAGGUGCCGAAGAGAACUUAGGUACGAUCAACGGCAUUGUGGCGAUGAAUGCAACUGUUUACCAUCUCGCGGCCUUCUUUGACGUGGUCCUGAAGGGUAAAAAGUGGUCCAGUCUCCUCGCACCAGACGCGACAUAUCCUGAAGUGAGCGUUGCUAGACCUCGUCCUGGAGAGUAA